AUGGCAGUUGUCAACUACUCCAAAGAUAUCAACUUCAACUUCUCCAAAGGGAACAACGCUAUUUGUCGUGCAACUAUUGAUUUUGAUGGAGUUUUACGAAUCUACGCUCAUUUUGACGACGCAAAUCAGAAACAUCAAGUUAAAAAGUGGUGGUCACCGCCAUCCUUGGACAAUCUUUGUCAUGUGAAGACUUUUUGUGGGUUCAACAGCUAUUGUACCUACAAUGACAACCAACCUAAUUGCAAUUGUCUUCCCGGGACUGAUUUUAUAGACCCAAGUCAUACGAAUCUGGGAUGCAAAAGGAACUUCUCAGAAGCUGAAUGUGAAGGUGGGAAAGAUAAUGCAACUUUUUAUUUCAUGUCCCCCCUGGAAGAUAUAAGCGUGGAUGGUGAUCUUGACCUUCCUUAUGCAGACGAAGACAUUAUGGAGAAGGAAUGCCCAAAUUCUUGUUUGCGAGAUUGUUACUGCGGGGCUGCCUUUUAUGAAAACAAUCGGUGCAACAAAUAUAAGCUUCCAUUGAGAUAUGCCAGAAGAGAAAAUCUAUCCUCCUACUCCACAAUAUAUUUCAAGGUGGGACAUCAGAGCCUCAAAAGCAACAGAGACAACCAGCCACCUUCGAUCAAGACUGACAGUAAGAAAGCAAUUAAGAUGAUCAUUCUCAUUGUCUUGGGUUUUGCUAUUCUUUUGUGUUCAGCAGUUGCUGUCGCUACCCGGUUUAUAUACAAGAUUGGAGUUUUAAGUUACAAGAGGUUGUUGGAGAUUGGAGAUUUAGGAGUGACCGAAGGGAGUACUCUGAGGGUAUUUUCAUACAGUGAGCUGAAGAAAGCCACACACGGUUUCAAACAACAGGUGGGUAAGGGUUCCUUCGGAUCAGUUUACAGAGGAACUUUACACAAAGGAAGAAAAUUGAUUGCUGUGAAAAUGCUACACAAGUCAAUCGAUGAAGGAGAGAGAGAAUUUGAAGCUGAAAUGCAAGCCAUUGGGAAAACACACCAUAAAAACUUAGUUCGCUUGCUGGGAUAUUGUGCUGAGAGAUCUAAAAGGCUUCUGGUUUAUGAGUACAUGAGCAAUGGCUCCCUUGAGAAGCUUAUCUUUGGUGACAGUACUAUGCGUCCAGAUUGGGAUCAGAGAAGAAGAAUAGCACUAGACAUUGCAAGAGGGUUGCUAUAUCUGCAUGAAGAAUGCAGGGCUCCCAUCAUUCACUGUGACAUAAAGCCUCAAAACAUAUUGAUGGAUGAGAUUUUCACAGCUAAAAUAUCAGACUUUGGGUUGGCUAAACUUCUGAUGCCGGAUCAAACAAGAACCUUCACUCAAGUUAGGGGCACAAGAGGUUAUUUGGCUCCAGAAUGGAAUAAGAACACUCUAAUAACAGUGAAAGCAGAUGUUUAUAGCUAUGGAAUAAUGCUGUUGGAGAUUGUAUUUUGCAGAAAAAGCCUAGUGGUUAAUAUGUUGAAUCCAGAGCAAAUUGUUCUGUCCAACUGGGUGUACAAGUGCUUUGCUCGACGAGAACUAAACAAGCUGGUUGUUGGGGAAGAAGUGGAUAAUAGCUUACUGGAGAAUAUGGUGAAAGUGGGGUUAUGGUGUAUUCAAGAUGAACCUUUUCUUCGGCCAUCAAUGAAGAGUGUGGUGUUGAUGCUUGAGGGAGUUACGGAAGUGGCUAUUCCCCCUUGUCCAUCUUCUGAUUCUAUUUGCUAGGAAACAAAAGCGAACAAGAUGUUGCAAUUUCAUGUGGCUUUCAUUUUAUUUGUUUUUAUUUUUGUGUUUCUGUGUAAUUUUUUCUUUAAGCUUGCGUACAUCUACCUAUUUGCCAGGAAUAAAAAAGAAUUAUAAAAUUAAUUUUGACAUU
This is a messenger RNA of Neltuma alba, 1846 nucleotides long. Its product is annotated as G-type lectin S-receptor-like serine/threonine-protein kinase LECRK2. The record is from RefSeq and is a predicted model, not a curated record. Gene Ontology annotation, molecular function: protein kinase activity; ATP binding. NCBI's taxonomy places the organism in Eukaryota, Viridiplantae, Streptophyta, Magnoliopsida, Fabales, Fabaceae. Gene Ontology annotation, biological process: protein phosphorylation. The transcript is spliced from 4 exons. The coding region runs from base 1 to 1695 and encodes 564 amino acids.